This is a messenger RNA of Capsicum annuum, 843 nucleotides long. RefSeq names its product glyoxylase I 4. The transcript has 3 exons. The coding region runs from base 67 to 660 and encodes 197 amino acids. NCBI's taxonomy places the organism in Eukaryota, Viridiplantae, Streptophyta, Magnoliopsida, Solanales, Solanaceae. The record is from RefSeq and is a predicted model, not a curated record. Gene Ontology annotation, molecular function: metal ion binding; lactoylglutathione lyase activity.
UAAUUUGAUCAUCCAAACACAAAUUAAUUAAGUUAUAUAAGUGAAAGAAAAAAGCAGAGAAGAAAGAUGAAUAUGGAGAUUGAGGAAGUGAGUUACCAAGCAUUGCCUCUACUUUCAUUGAACCAUGUUUCUUUGUUGGUGAAAAAUGUUUGGAAUUCUGUGAGAUUCUAUGAAGAUGUCUUGGGAUUUUGUCUUAUCAAACGCCCUUCUUCUUUUAAUUUUAAUGGAGCCUGGCUUUACAAUUAUGGCAUUGGGAUUCACUUGCUUGAGAAUAAAACCAUGGAGGACUUGGAUAUUAACGAUGAACCACGCCCUAUUAAUCCAAAGGAUAACCACAUUUCCUUUCAGUGCAGUGAUGUUAACUUGGUGAAGAGGAGGUUAGAGGAGAUGGAAAUGAGGUAUGUGACAGCAGUGGUAGAGGAAGAAGGGAUCAAAGUGGAUCAAGUAUUUUUCCAUGAUCCAGAUGGCUAUAUGAUUGAAAUUUGCAAUUGUGACAACAUUCCAAUUGUGGCUAUUCCUUCAAGUUGUCUACUUAAGCCCAAUAAAUUUGGAACUUACAAUAGCAAGAUGUCGAUUGCUACCCCUAAUUAUAGUUGUGGUUUUAUGGAAACUCUCAUGAUGGAGAACUUAAGCAUGGACAUGCUAAACUUUUCCUUCUAGUGGGGUGUCUUGAAUCUUUUAAAAGUUAAUUUGUAAUUGAAGGGGGCAAAAUGAUGUCUACAUAAGGUUAUUUGCUUAUUCUUACAUGCAAAAAGAUGUGUAUCUGCAUGUUCAAAUUCUAUAGUUUGGUUGUAUGUGCAACUAUGGUUCAAUGAAUAAAAGUAUAAGAAAGAUGUUUGAUUG